CUCCGCCGCCCGCGCACACGGCACCCGGAGAACGACGCAACCGAGCCAUGGCGGACGAGAGCGACGGCGCGGCCGUGGAGAGCCCUCGAGAAGAUCCCGAGACUGUCAUCUCUCAAGACGAAGAGGAGGAGGAGGACGACGAGGGGUUCACCUUCGCCCCUCCGACGCGCCUGCCGGGCGGCGGCGCGUUCGGCGACGGCCGCGUGAUCGGGCACGUGUACCCGGUCUUCGGUCGCCCGCGUUCGCCGCCUCCGACGCAGCAGCCUGAGGAGGAGGAGGCGGGCACGGCGACCGUGAGGGUGCCGCUGCGGCAGCUCCUCCUGGCGGAGCGCGGCUCAUCCUCCCCGUCGAGACAAGAACGCCCGGACGACGAAGACGGAGACGAUCUCGACGGGGUGCCGGCGGAGACGUACUGCCUGUGGUCCCCGGGGACAUCGCCCUCCGCGUCCUCGUCCCCGGCGCAGUUCCCGAAGAGCGGGUCGACGGGGUCGGUCCUGCGGUGGCGCCAGCGGCUGCAGGUCGGGCGGAGCCACAGCGACGGCAAGGAGAAGUUCGUGUUCCUGCAGGAGGAUGCGGCCGGAUCCUCAUCCUCCUCCGGGCGCAACGGGAGAGCUGGCGGCGAGUCGCCCGGCGGUAUCCAUAGCUGGAGCUACUACGGCAGAGGCAGGGGAAGCGGCAGGGGGAGCCGCAGGUCGUCGCCGGCGACGUUCCUCCCGUACAAGCAGGACCUCGUCGGGCUCUUCGCCAACGCCAGCGCCCUCCGCCGGAGCUACCACCCCUUCUAACCGUCCCUGGAUGUGGAGCAAAUGGGAUUAGAGACCCCAGUAGUCCUAGCCGUAAACGAUGGAUACUAGGUGCUGUGCGACUCGACCCGUGCUGUUUCUUCUUUCUCUUUCGGAUUGUGAUCAUAUACGGCAGUGUGUAGAAUUCGUUGCUCUGUUCGCGUACAUAAUAGCUGAUAGAUCUAAUCCAAGAAUUACAGCCGAGUUCUGUAGAUAAUUUUUUUUUCUUCAGUCGCAAGUUGUUGCGGCAGAUUCUCUGCAGUUUAAGAUUCAGAAUCAGAAACUGAUGAGCACCCAAUUCCAUGA
Molecule: messenger RNA, 1088 nt
Organism: Lolium perenne
Lineage: Eukaryota; Viridiplantae; Streptophyta; Magnoliopsida; Poales; Poaceae
Source: RefSeq, a predicted model, not a curated record